Mugil cephalus (flathead mullet) is the source of this 2415-nucleotide messenger RNA. RefSeq names its product protocadherin alpha-C2-like. The transcript has a single exon. Gene Ontology annotation, molecular function: calcium ion binding. Bases 1 to 2415 code for a protein of 804 amino acids. Gene Ontology annotation, biological process: homophilic cell-cell adhesion. NCBI's taxonomy places the organism in Eukaryota, Metazoa, Chordata, Actinopteri, Mugiliformes, Mugilidae. The record is from RefSeq and is a predicted model, not a curated record. Gene Ontology annotation, cellular component: plasma membrane.
AUGGCUCGUCGCAUUCUUCACGGUUCGCGAAGGGGGUACGUCUCAGUAUUUCUCUUUCUUUCUACCAUCAUAAGCGAAGUAUCUACAGUCACCCAUUAUUCUGUUCCCGAGGAAAUGGACGAGGGCUCUGUUGUUGCGAAUUUAGCAACGGAUCUGGGAUUAGAUGUGAAGAGUCUGAGUAGGAGAAAAAUGCGCGUAGACGUUGUAGGUAACAAAAAAUAUCUUGACAUCAACAAGGACACGGGGGAGCUUUUCAUUUUGGAAAGGAUAGACAGGGAGUUUCUAUGUCCCCUGAAGACAGCCACGUCGUGCUUUCUUAAAUUAGACGCAACCAUUGAAAAUCCAAUACGUAUGUUUAAUGUCGAAGUUGAAAUAAUGGAUAUUAAUGAUAAUGCCCCCCAUUUUCGGAGAGGAACGAUGCAUUUGGAUAUAUCAGAGUCAAGCCCCGUUGGAGAGAGAUUCUCACUGAAUAAUGCUGCAGACCCAGAUGUCGGAACAAAUUCUGUGAAAAAUUACCACCUGAGCUCAAGCGAACACUUCUCCAUUGAAAUUCAGACCGGGAGAGAUGGGACAAAGUUCGCAGACUUGAUUCUGAAAAGGGCUUUAGACCGAGAGCAGCAGGCUGUUCAUAAUCUAAUACUGACCGCUGUGGACGGUGGAGUUCCCACGCGCACAGGUACAGCCAGCAUCAUUGUUCGCGUGCUCGAUGUCAACGACAACGCCCCUUCAUUUGACAAAGAAAAGUACGUCGUGGAUGUGAUGGAAAACUCUCCGAUUGGGAGUCUAGUAACUAAACUUAACGCCACUGAUUUAGAUGAAGGGUCCAACUCGGAUAUUGUUUAUUCAUAUAGUUUGUACACAUCAGAGAGAACACAAAAGAUGUUUAACUUGAAUCCUGAAAAUGGCGAAAUCAGAGUGAAAGAGAUGAUCAAUUAUGAAGAUUUAAAACUUUAUGAGAUGGAGGUUAUAGCCAGCGAUAAGGGGCCUAACUCCUUAUCUGGACAGUGUAAACUGACAAUACAGGUGACAGAUAUGAAUGACAACCACCCAGAAAUCUCUAUCAAAUCAUUUCAUAGUCCAAUAAAAGAAAACGAGCCCACAGACACAGUGAUAGCUGUGGUCAGUGUCAGUGAUAAAGACUCAGGUGACAACGGAAUAGUUGAUCUAACUAUCCCUGAAAAUGUACCUUUCAAACUGAGGGAGUCCUCUGAUAACUAUUAUGAAUUAGUAGUGUCAGAGCCAUUAGACCGUGAGAAGGUCCCAGAAUAUGACAUCACUUUCACUGUGACUGACAGAGGCUCUCCUCCUUUAUCUGACAAUGAGACUAUGACUUUAGAGCUGCUGGAUGUCAAUGACAAUGUCCCACAGUUCUCCCAGUCAUUUUAUACUAUACGUGUAGCAGAGAAUAACGCACCCGGGGCCUUACUCAGCUCACUCACUGCGUUUGACCCUGACCUCCAUGAGAACCAGUAUCUAGUUUAUUUCAUCCUAGAGAAGGAGAUAGCCAACACCUCCAUGUCCAUGCUGUUCUCCAUCAAUCCAGAGAAUGGGAAUCUUUACGCACUCAAAACUUUUGACUAUGAGAUAGAGAAGGAGUUUCUUUUCCACAUCGAGGCCAGAGACUCUGGCUCUCCUCCACUCAGCAGCAAUGUGACCGUCCACAUCAUUAUUGUGGACCAGAAUGACAACGCUCCUGUUAUUGUGUCUCCAUGGCGUGCGCACGGCUCAGUGGUGGAGGAAAAGAUCCCCAGAUCCACGGAUAAAGGCUCCCUGGUUUCCAAGGUGAUCGCCUUAGACACAGACUCUGUGCACAACUCUCGGAUUACCUACCAGUUUCUACAGGUGACUGAUGCCACCUUGUUCAGUCUGGACCAAUACAACGGAGAGAUCCGGACUAUGAGGAUGUUCAGUUACAGAGAUCCACGUCACCAGAGGCUGGUUGUUGUUGCCAAGGACAACGGGAAUCCUGCUCUCUCUGCUACGGUCACCAUUAAGUUGUCCACAGUGGAGACUGCUGUUAAGACCUACUCUGACAUGACUGAGGUGCCUCUGGAAUAUGACAUCUUCUCAGACCUAAACCUGUAUCUGGUCAUUGGUCUGGGCUCUGUGUCAUUUCUCCUGCUCAUCACCAUUUUGGUCACCAUCGUGCUCAAGUGUCAGAAACCCAAGCCCAGCAAAGCGGCUCCUCCCUCCAGGAACAGUGUGAUCAGUGAGAGGAACUCCACCAUCGCAGAUUCCACUCUGGUCUCCAACGAUGCCUACUGGUACAGUCUGUUUCUAGCAGAGACCAGGAAAGGAAAGCUGGUGGUGAGACAGCCUGUUCCAAAGGGCUCCAGAUACAUUGUGUCCAGUAUACCACGAGGAACAGGACUGACAGAUACUAGUGACUCAGCAGCUUCUACUCUGCAGGUAUGA